AUGAUCGACCACGUGCUAGGCCGGCCGUCGAUGAGAUGGCGGAAGUAUCAGGUCUUGGGAAUCAUUGCCUUUUGGGCGGCAUAUCUUAGAGUAGCCCCUAGGCAUGGUUUCUUCCUGCGCGGCGUCUGGAGGUACUUGUCCAAACGCAUGUCUGUCCACCAGACCUUCGUUUUGACCUUGAUCAUCCACUAUGCCUGUCGCAACUUGAGUACCCUGUUGGGUCUCGCAAGUCCCGACCCUCUCUCCAACAUGUAUGAGGCCUCGUACUUCCGCGCGACCUGGAUCCUGACCGCCCUCGACGCCGGCUUCUGGACCGCCAUGAAAGUCCGCUGGCGGCCCCUGCGCGAGGUCACCAGCGUCAUCUUCUCCAUCUUCUACCUCUUCGCCGCUGAGCUGGCCGAUGAGAAGGUGCGCAAGGUGCGCGGCAGAAUCACCGUCGAGCACAUGCGCGUCAGCUGGAACAAGGGCGCCGCAUCGCCCAUCCUCAGGACCUUCCAGGCAAUCAUCCGUCGUCUGAGGGGUCGUGCUAUGAGCUAUCGUCCUGUUCCCAUCUUGAUCUCCCGCCCGCCUGAGAGCAAGUACUCGGACAAGAUCAAGGCGUGGUUGUAUUUUGACGGGCCCAAGGAGGAGUUGCUUCACCAGAAGAAUGUUAUCUUGGAUAUUCCUGGCGGUGGCUUCGUGGCCAUGACGCCGAGGUGCAACGACGACAGACUCGAGAUGUGGGCGAAAGACUUGAAGAUCCCCAUCCUGAGUUUGGAGUACAAGAAGGCUCCCGAAUAUCCGUAUCCGUAUGCCCUCAACGAGUGCUAUGAUGCCUACUCGACGCUCAUCCAGACCAAGGGUCGCUGCAUCGGAUUGUCUGGGGAUAGUGUCCCCAACGUGAUCCUCACUGGCGACAGCGCCGGCGGGAAUUUGGCCACGGCAACGACUUUGAUGAUCAUCGAGAGCGGGUCCGGACCUCUGGGCCGUCUGAAGGAGAGUCACGAUCUGCCCAUCCCUGACGGUCUUAUUCUCUUCUACCCCGCUCUCGACAUGAACAUCAGCAGCUGGAUGUCCGAAGAGCAGCUGGCCCUGAUUAAGGACCGCCGCUUGCGGAAGGAGAAUAAGCUUAUCAUCGAGACCAAGGCCACGCAGUACCCGACGAUCGCCAACACUCCAGAGAAGGUUAGCAGCCCCGUGCAGUCCGACACCGAAGCCGAUACCACCACGCCUGCCCCCAUUCGCUCCGACUCAACCCCCACCAACGAACAGGCUACCAAGCCGGCGCCCAAGUACGCGACCACCGCGCCGACCAAGUUCAAGGGCAUCACGCAAGGCCCGCCGCGCUCGACGGACGAGACUAUCAGCGAGGCGACUGCGCGGCUGCGGGCCCUUAAGCAAGCCCAAGCCAGCAACCACUACGGCACGACGCCGCAGCAGCGCCCGCUGCGCACCCAGCUCGCCAUGUCAUCCAUCAUCUCCUACUUCAACGACCGCAUCUUGACGCCUGAAAUGAUGCGCGCCAUGGUCAUCCUCUACGUCGGCCCGCACAACAAGCCCGAUUUCCAAAAGGACUAUCUGCUCAGUCCGAUUCUGGCACCCGAUGCGCUGUUGGCCAAGUUCCCCAAGACGUAUUUCAUUACGGGAGAGCGCGAUCCGCUUGUGGACGAUACAGCUAUUUUUGCGGGCAGAUUGAGGAGGGUUAAAGCGGCCCAGAUGGCGAGCAAGGGGCAACGGUUCGAGUACAGGGACAGCGAUGCCAAUACGCCGGGGUACGAUCCGCGCGCGGUGAGUGAGAUUUGGAUCGUACCUGGUGUGAGUCACGGGUUUGGACAGUUCCCUGCGCUGUAUGAGAACGCGUAUAAGUUUUUGGAGCAGGCGGAAGGAUAUAUGAGGAAGUUGUUUGCCGAGGCUGAGAAGCGCAAGGCGAGGGAGAGCGGGGAGAAGCAGUGGCUGGAGCGGAUGCGUAGGCGGAGCAAGGAAGAGAGUGAUGAUGAUGAACCGCACAUGCUUGUGCUCAAUGUCAAGAAGAACUCUAAUAUCAGGCUUCAGGAUAUUGAGGCUGCUAAGAGAGCCGCUGCUGUUGCUACUGCCGCUGCGACGGCUGCUUCUGGGGACAGCACGAAAAAGACGCCGACGAGAGCGACGAGGAGGAGGACCUCUUCUAUGCCGGGAACGUACGCGUAUCAAUCUACGUCUUCCUCGGAGGCGGACGAGAGUGACGCUACGGCUCGGCCGAGGUCGGCUUCCGUGUUGGUGAAGGUUAAUGGGAAGAAGGCUGAUGGGCAGGAGAAGGACAAGAAGGAUGAGCAGGACGGGGAGAAGCGAAAGCAGAAGGGUGGCGAGAACGGCGAGCAAAAGGUGGUUACUGCUGAUGGAACUGGAAGUGACGGCUAUGAGUCGGACAAGGAGGAUAACCAUUUUGAUGUGGAUGAGGUGUUGGCUAGGCAGCAUAAGGUUGGGAGUGAAGUGGAUCUGCUGGUCAGGAGGAUGACGACUGUUGUGGCUCCGCUGACGGAGACGGAGGAGGAGGGAGAGGGGGAGAAGAGUGGGUGA
Molecule: messenger RNA, 2535 nt
Organism: Thermochaetoides thermophila DSM 1495
Lineage: Eukaryota; Fungi; Ascomycota; Sordariomycetes; Sordariales; Chaetomiaceae
Exons: 2
Coding region: 1-2535 (844 amino acids)
Biological process (GO): triglyceride catabolic process
Cellular component (GO): cytosol
Molecular function (GO): sterol ester esterase activity; triacylglycerol lipase activity
Source: RefSeq, a predicted model, not a curated record